Molecule: messenger RNA, 803 nt
Organism: Saprolegnia diclina VS20
Lineage: Eukaryota; Oomycota; Saprolegniomycetes; Saprolegniales; Saprolegniaceae
Exons: 3
Coding region: 18-743 (241 amino acids)
Biological process (GO): regulation of cell cycle
Molecular function (GO): histone H3K79 methyltransferase activity
Source: RefSeq, a predicted model, not a curated record
UGCCAACGUCGUUGCCCAUGAGCCAGCACGAAGCGUGUGAUGAUCGCCUUGUCAUCUGCAGUCCCAUGGCGGACGAGGAGCCGGCGCGCGUGGACGUGGAUACUGCUGCCAUCUUUGCCAGUCUCUACCGCGAGCAUGGCUGUACCAUCGCCAAGGCCAUCUCUCGGGCGGAACGCGAGGCCAAUGGGUAUCCGUCAACGACGCUCACGUACGGUGAGAUCGAUUUCGAGCCCUUUCGCUCGCUGUUGGAGCUGCUGAAGACCAACCACGACGUCUUGACCAAGCCCGGGGGCACGUUUCUCGAUGUGGGCUGCGGCACGGGGCGACCGCUCUUUGCAGCCGCCCUUCUGCACGACUUUGACGCAGUCGUCGGGUAUGAGAUCCUCGCCACCCUCGCGUCGACGGCGCAGACGAUCCAUGGUCUCUGGCAGCACGAGAAGAAGGCGCUCAACGCGCUCAAGAAGCGGACGCGCUUUGUGAUUGGCCACGAGGACGCGACGCAGGUCGAGUGGCCAAUCGCCGACGUCAUCUUCUGCAACGCCACGUGCUUUGACGAGCGUCUCAUGCUCUUGCUCACCAAGCAAGCGCUCUUGUACCUCAAGAAGGGCGGGGUCAUAAUGACUGCGACCAAGCAACUCUGCCUCGACGACGACCACGCCCCCGUGCUCGGCCUCGUCCAGAAAUUCAAGAUGCAGCAAAGCUGGGGCAUGUCAACCGUGUACAUUUACAAACGCGUCGGGUAGCCUUGCCCAUUGGAUGCGAAUGGGCUUAAAAGUCGUCGUCGUCAUCGUCUUCUUCGUCCG